GAGCAAAGUGGUGGUUUCAAAGCCUCCAGGAGACAGGAGAAACGGUAUAAAAACCUUCUGCACUCCGUGGUUUUCCAGCAGCUUCAUCUCUACCUAUCGCUUGCAUUUCUUCUCUUCUGAAGAUCAGACUCAUCUCCAUUCCUCAGCCAUGUCUUGCUGUCAGCCAUCCUGUUGUGGACCCUCCUGUGUGGUUCCAUCCUGCUCUUCCACCCCAUGUAUUGGCAUUGGAGCCCAACGGUGUGGAACCUCAACAUCAUCCUGCUGCCUUGGAACUGUGCCUGGAGUAGUCCCUUCCUGCAUCACCCAGCUCCCAGCAUCGGAAAUGGUUAUCCAGCCCCCUGCUGUCGUCAUGACCAUCCCAGGACCUAUCAUGUCUGCCAGCUGUGAGCCCAUUGCUGUCGGAGGCACAACUCCAUGCGCAGUCGCUGGUGGGUGUUCAGGCAUAAGAGGCAUCGGCUGCUCUCCCUGCUGGAGACUUCCAAAGGCAGCUCAUCUCUCCUUCCUAUCGCUUCUUCAGCUCCAACUAGAUCGCAUCCUUCGCAUCAAAAUGAGCUACUGCCAAUCUGUGUGUGAUGUACCUUGUGGUGUCAACUACGGCUACGGUGGCGUUGGCUCUUGUGGACUAGUCCCAGUAUAUGGUGGUGGUGCCCUUUCUGGAGGAUGGGGUGCUGGUGGUGCCCUUUCUGGAGGAUGGGGUGCUGGUGGUGCCCUCUCUGGAGUUGGAGGUGGGCUGGGCUAUGGCCCAGUGGCUUGCGCCAGCCAACUUGCAGGGUCUGAAGUUGUGAUCCAGCCCCCUGCAUCUGUGGUGUCCAUCCCAGGGCCAAUUCUCUCCUCCACUGGUGAACCAGCUCUUGUCUCGGGAUACAGUGCCUGUGCCGGAUAUGGCUAUCCAGCCCUGGGCUCCGGCGGUGGCUUUUCUGGUGGAUCUUCCUCUGGGGGAUAUGGCCGGUUAGGAUAUGGUGGAAGAUAUGGUAGCGGAUACUGUGGAGGAUAUGGUAGCGGAUAUGGAGGAUAUGGUCGUGUGAGAAGAUAUUCCCAGAAACGUUGUGGACCUUGCUAGAUACUGAAGACUCACUGGAAUGAAAAACAUGGAUAUAAAGAUACUGAUCUAGGACUUGGAGAGUGUGACACUUUGCUGGUUUUCGGAGUGGCUACAUUUUCCAGCUCUAACAAAGAAGAAAUAUUUGAGUACUUGAUACUUCUUGCACAUUGAAGCUGGCUAGUCAUCUUAGCACCUGUGUGUCCUCCUAUUUUCUCUUUUUUUCUUUCAAUGUUGUCAAGACAUCACCAACGUCUUUUGCAUAUUUGUAAGGCCAUUGAAGAACUGUGUUUGUGUUACCGUCACAUCUGGAGGUUAUUCAUUGUCUCUUCACAGCCUUGUUUUUCUCCAGCUCUUCUCUCCUGCCAUCUUUCUUAAUAAAGCUUAAUGUUGCAUCACAA
Anolis carolinensis (green anole) is the source of this 1440-nucleotide messenger RNA. RefSeq names its product keratin-associated beta-protein 27 (gene li-ac-27). Gene Ontology annotation, molecular function: structural constituent of cytoskeleton. The transcript is spliced from 4 exons. NCBI's taxonomy places the organism in Eukaryota, Metazoa, Chordata, Lepidosauria, Squamata, Anolidae. Bases 149 to 1060 code for a protein of 303 amino acids. Gene Ontology annotation, cellular component: intermediate filament. The record is from RefSeq and is a predicted model, not a curated record.